AUGUGUCCCCAAUCUUUUCCUUCUUUUCCUGUCUCCCAUCACUCUUUCUUUUCAUAUCUUUCCCUCAUCUCUUUCCUUUUGUAUUUUAUCUGUCACCCAUCUUUUCCUUCUUUUCCUGUCUCCCAUCACUCUUUCUUUUCAUAUCUUUCCCUCAUCUCUUUCCUUUUGUAUUUUAUCUGUCACCCAUCUUUUCCUUCUUUUCCUGUCUCCCAUCACUCUUUCUUUUCAUAUCUUUCCCUCAUCUCUUUCCUUUUGUAUUUUAUCUGUCACCCAUCUUUUCCUUCUUUUCCUGUCUCCCAUCACUCUUUUUUUUUUUCAUAUCUUUCCUCAUCUCUUUCCUUUCGUAUUUUAUCUGUCACCCAUCAUUUCCUUCUUUUCCUGUCUCCCAUCACUCUUUCUUUUCAUAUCUUUCCCUCAUCUCUUUCCUUUUGUAUUUUAUCUGUCACCAAUCUUUUCCUUCUUUUCCUGUCUCCCAUCUCUCUUUCUUUUCAUAUCUUUCCCUCAUCUCUUUCCUUUUGUAUUUUAUCUGUCACCCAUCUUUUCCUUCUUUUCCUGUCUCCCAUCACUCUUUCUUUUCAUAUCUUUCCCUCAUCUCUUUCCUUUUGUAUUUUAUCUGUCUCCCAUCUUUUCCUUCUUUUCCUGUCUCCCAUCACUCUUUCUUUUUCAUAUCUUUCCCUCAUCUCUUUCCUUUUUGUAUUUUAUCUGUCUCCCAUCUUUUCCUUCUUUUCCUGUCUCCCCAUCACUCUUUCUUUUCAUAUCUUUCCCUCAUCUCUUUCCUUUUUGUAUUUUAUCUGUCACCCAUCUUUUUCCUUCUUUUCCUGUCUCCCAUCACUCUUUCUUUUCAUAUCUUUCCUCAUCUCUUUCCUUUUUGUAUUUUAUCUGUCACCCAUAUUUUCCUUCUUUUCCUGUCUCCCAUCACUCUUUUCUUUUUUCAUAUCUUUCCCUCAUCUCUUUCCUUUUGUUUUUUAUCUGUCUCCCAUCUUUUACUUCUUUUCCUGUCUCCCAUCAUUUUUGUAUUUUUUCAUUUCUUUCCCUCAUCUCUUUCCUUUUGUAUUUUAUCUGUCACCCAUCUUUUCCUUCUUUUCCUGUCUCCCAUCACUCUUUCUUUUCAUAUCUUUCCCUCAUCUCUUUCCUUUUGUAUUUUAUCUGUCUCCCAUCUUUUCCUUCUUUUCCUGUCUCCCAUCACUCUUUCUUUUCAUAUCUUUCCCUCAUCUCUUUCCUUUUGUAUUUUAUCUGUCUCCCAUCUUUUACUUCUUUUACUGUCUCCCAUCACUCUUUCUUUUCAUAUCUUUCCCUCAUCUCUUUCCUUUUGUAUUUUAUCUGUCUCCCAUCUUUUCCUUCUUUUCCUGUCUCCCAUCACUCUUUCUUUUCAUAUCUUUCCCUCAUCUCUUUCCCUUUGUAUUUUAUCUGUCUCCCAUCUUUUCCUUCUUUUUCUGUCUCCCAUCACUCUUUCUUUUCAUAUCUUUCCCUCAUCUCUUUCCCUUGGUAUCUUAUCUGUCUCCUAUCUUUUCCUUCUUUUCCUGUCUCCCAUCACUCUUUCUCUAUAUACCUUUCCCUCAUCUCUUUCCUUUUGUAUUUUUUCUGUCUCCCAUCACUCUUUCUUUGAUAUCUUUCCCUCAUCUCUUUCCCUUAGUAUCUUAUCUGUCUCCUAUCUUUUCCUUCUUUCUCUGUCUCCCAUCACUCUUUCUUUUCACAUCUUUCCCUCAUCUCUUUCCUUUUGUAUUUUUCUUCUAUCUUACAAUGAUAUCAUGUUGA
This is a messenger RNA of Acanthosepion pharaonis, 1755 nucleotides long. NCBI's taxonomy places the organism in Eukaryota, Metazoa, Mollusca, Cephalopoda, Sepiida, Sepiidae. The record is from the annotation of a GenBank genome assembly.